AUAGUUGGUCCACUAGAUCGUGCCAUUGAAAACAUUUGUUUGAACACUAAUACAUUUUUUACGAAUAGCAUUGUCAUUUAUGAAUAAUCCCUUCAAUUAAAAUGACACUAUUACUGAUUGUAAAUUGAUUGCCUUUUGCAAGUAGCUAGUUGUUGUGUUUUGGUUGGCAGUAAACAGAACACGAUAUAGAUUUCCUACCAUCACAUUCAGGCAAGAUGAGUCGAUCAAGCGAUGACUCCAAGAUGAGAGCGAGCUGCUAUUUGAUGGAAGGGGUGGACAUACAUGAUGAUGGGGUUGCUACGAAAGGCAGCGGGAUAUUUGUGAUAAGAACAAAUCACAUUGCUUAAAUAUAAUUUCCUUAAUAGCUGUAACUGACAAGGAAGAAUAUCAGCACGAUAUGCAGUUAUGAAGCGGGUACGCACGGAGCAGAUCCAGUACACUGUAGCUCAGUACCUGAAGCGGAGGCAGUAUGUGGAUACUGAAAGUUCCCUGAAGGGGGCUAAACUGUCCCAGUCCGCAGAGGAGAUGGCUGCCAACCUCACAGUGCAGGCAGAGUCGGGGUGUGCAAACAUUGUCUCUGCUGCCCCUUGUCAAGCUGACCCUCAACAGUACGAGACCCAAUUUUCCAGACUACGCAAUUUUCUCUCAGAAGCGGCGUUGCCAUGGGGCCAGGAGGUGAGCUGCGUCCUGUACCCGCUUUUCAUUUAUCUCCACCUGGACAUGGUGCGCUGCAGCUUGAAGCUGGCAGUGGAUGGCUUCUACAGCCGCUUCCACAGCCUCUUCCUGGGGGACGCCGAGCAGCGCUCCACCGUGGAGCAGCUUCGCCACGUUCUCACCCAGCAGGAUGUCAACGCCAACCCUAAGCUGCUGGCCUUCCUCGACCACAAGUACGUGGUGAACCUGACGGAGCCGGCCUACAGUUACUUGUUACGCUAUCUGCAGAGUGAAGACAACAGUACCCUCUGUAGGGCCCUCAGCACCCACGUCCAGGUAGAGGUCACCUCCUCACCACGCACCGACUACCAACUGUACGGGAUGACGGUAGCAGGAGCCGCCGGGGCUGCCACCAUGGCCCCCAACUCUACCUCCUCGUGGUCGGGAGCGGAUGGCCCUGAGCGAGGGGAGGCGGCGGGGGUGGAAGUCCCCACAGCGAUCCCGCAGAGCGAGGUGGCCCUGGAGGCGCUGCAGGACUGCAUUAAGAAAGUGCGUGAGGGGCCACCAUCCCUCACCACCGUGUGCUUCUACGCCUUCCAGCACACGGAGCACCUGCUGAACGCGGCAGAGGUGUCGGCCGACAGCAAGCUGCUGGCCGCCGGGUUCGACAGUUCGGUCGUCAAGCUAUGGAGCCUUAGGGCCAGGAAACUGAAGGCCAGGCCACACCGGGCCGACGUGUCACACAUCCGCUUAGCAUGCGACGUGCUGGAAGAGGAGGCAGAUGAAGAGGACGGCUCGGGCAGCGAGAUUAAGACCCUGCGUGGCCACAGCGGUCCGGUGUUCCGCACGGCCUUCCUGACAGACAGCUCGGGCCUGCUGUCCUGCUCGGAGGACACGUCCAUUCGCUACUGGGACCUAGGCAGCUUCACCAACACGGCCCUCUACCAGGGCCACGCCUACCCCGUCUGGGACGUGGACGUCAGCCCCUGCAGUCUCUACUUUUCCAGCGGCUCCCAUGACCGCACUGCCCGCCUCUGGACCUUCUCCAGGACAUACCCCCUGAGGCUCUACGCCGGCCACCUAGCAGACGUGGACUGUGUCAAGUUCCACCCCAACUCAAACUACCUAGCCACAGGCUCCACGGAUAAAACUGUCCGCCUCUGGAGUACCCAGCAGGGGGCGUCAGUGCGCCUGUUCACAGGCCACCGCGGCCCUGUGUUGUCUGUAGCUUUCGCGCCCAAUGGGAAGUACCUGGCGUCGGCGGGCGAGGACCAGCGAGUGAAGCUGUGGGACCUGGCCUCAGGCGCUCUGGUCAAGGACCUGAGGGGCCACACGGACAGUGUCACCAGCCUGUCGUUCAGCCCCGACAGCAGCCUGGUGGCUUCCUCUUCCAUGGAUAACUCAGUCAGGGUGUGGGACAUCCGAAACUCCCAUGGGACGACCCACGCGGAUAGCUCGUCCAGCGAGCUGGUGGGGCUCUACACGGGAAACACCAGCAACGUGCUCAACGUCCAGUUCAUGGCCUGUAACUUGCUCCUGGUGACGGGAACGGCGCAAGAAAAACAUGGACAGUAGACAUUUUGUUUUGUCUGGCCUGUCUGUUUAGUUUAGUUUUAAAAGACUGUUGUGUCUGGAGGGUCUCAUCUCAGACAUGGUCACCAUGGAGACAUACAUGUUAUCUUCCCUAAGCCAAUUACAGAGAGGUAUAAUUUCAGGUCAAAAGGUCACUUGCUAAAGUUGCCCACUCAAGAGGUUGUUUUUGACAAGAUCUCUGAGUAGAAAAGAGAUGUUAAUCUGAACAUACUAAAAAAUGACUUGGUUUUAUUUUGAUGCUUAUAUCCACAAUGCCAAAAUGAGAAGUUACAGUUGAAGUCAGAAGUUUACAUACACCUUAGCCAAAUACAUUUAGACUCAGUUUUUCACAAUUCCCUGUCUUAGGUCAUUUUAGGAUCACCACUUUAUUUUAAGAAUGUGAAAUGUCAGAAUAAUAGUGAUUUUAUUUCAGCUUUUAUUUUUUUCAUCACAUUCCCAGUGGGUCAGAAGUUUACAUACUCUCAAUUAGUAUUUGGUAGCAUUGCCUUUAAAUAGUUUAACUUGGGUCAAACAUUUCGGGUAGCCUUCCACAAGCUUCCCACAAUAAGUUGGGUAAAUUUUGGCCCAUUCCACCUGACAGAGCUGGUGCAACUGAGUCAGGUUUCUAGGCCUCCUUGCUCGCACAUGCUUUUUCAGUUCUGCCCACAACUUUUCUAUAGGAUUGAGGUCAGGGCUUUGUGAUAGCCACCCCAAUACCUUGACUUUGUUGCCCUUAAGCCAUUUUGCCACAAUUUUGGAAGUUUUCUUGGGGUCAUUGUCCAUUUGGGAGACCCAUUUGUGACCAAGCUUUAACUUCCUGACUGAUGUCUUGAGAUGUUGCUUCAAUAUAUCCACAUAAUUUUCCUGCCUGAUGAUGCCAUCUAUUUUGUGAAGUGCACCAGUCCCUCCUGCAGCAAAGCACCCCCACAACAUGAUGCUGCCACCCCGUGCUUCACGGUUGGGAUGGUGUUCUUUGGCUUACAAGCCUCCCCCUUUUUCUUCCAAACAUAACGAUGGUCAUUAUGGCCAAACAGUUCUAUUAUUAUUUUAUUUUUUUCAUCAGACCAGAGGGCAAUUCUCCAAAAAGUACGAUCUUUGUCCCCAUGUGCAGUUGCAAACCGUAGACUGUCUUUUUUUAUGGCGGUUUUGGAGCAGUGGCUUCUUCCUUGCUGAGCAGCCUUUCAGGUUAUGUCGAUAUAGGACUCGUUUUUACUGUGGAUAUAGAUACUUUUGUACCCGUUUCCUCCAGCGUCUUCACGAGGUCCUUUGCUGCUGUUCUGGGAUUGAUUUGCACUUUUCGGACAUUCAUCUCUAGGAGACAGAACGCGUCUCCUUCAUGAGCGGUAUGACAGCUGCGUGGUCCCAUGGUGUUUAUACGUGCGUACUAUUGUUUGUACAGAUGAACGUGGUAUCUUCAGGCAUUUGGAAAUUGCUCCCAAGGAUGAACCAGACUUGUGGAGGUCUACAAUUUUUUUCUGAGGUUGGCUGAUUUUAUUUUUUCCCAUGAUAUCAAGCAAAGAGGCACUGAGUGUGAAGGUAGUCCUUGAAAUAAUUCACAGGUACCUCCAAUUGACUCAAAUGACGUCAAUUAGCCUAUUAGAAGCUUCUAAAGCCAUGACAUCAUUUUCUGAAAUUUUCCAAGCUGUUUAAAGGCACAGUCAACUUAGUACGUAAACUUCUGACCUACUGGAAUUAUGAUACAGUGUGAUAAGUGAAAUCGUCUGUCUUUAAACAAUUGUUGGAAAAAUUACUUGUCAUGCACAAAGUAGAUGUCCUAACCAACAAGAAAUUUGUGGAGUGGUUGAAAAACGAGUUUUAAUGACUCCAACCUAAAGUGUAUGUAAACUUCAGACUUCAACUGUACAUGUAAGAGGGUAGAUUCAUUAGAAAUAACUUUUUGAUUUAUGGCAUUUUCACCAAGAACUACCUGAUGGGUUCUACUAGUGAGACCUCAUAACUUUUCAGGUUUCCCAAAUAUUUCCAAUAAAUUCACAUCUAAGUAGAGUUUCCAGGUAGAAUGUUAGCUUGGCAUGGUUCCGGAUGAGGAUUGCAUUUUGGGUCUAGUGCCUUGUGGGUCAACACCUGUUUUAUUCGGUCACGCACAAAAUUCACAUUGAUCUAAACAAAAUGGGUCUCUGGCUAUUUGAUUACUUGAGUUGUUUAAAAAUCAGCAUCUCCCCAGGAUUUGUCCUCAUACAGUUGUUAAACGUCAUCACCACUAACUGAGAAUGUUGGCAUGCUAUGAAAUGCCGAACUGCGACCAAUAUGUCAAUCACAUGGAAAGAAUGACAACUGUACUUUGUUUCUUUACCAUUCUGUCAGUGGCAUUAUUUGUAAUAUGCUGAGAAGUGUAAAUAUAUUUUUGUAAUCUCUGA
Messenger RNA from Oncorhynchus nerka (sockeye salmon), 4601 nucleotides. Its product is annotated as TAF5-like RNA polymerase II p300/CBP-associated factor-associated factor 65 kDa subunit 5L. The transcript is spliced from 5 exons. Gene Ontology annotation, biological process: regulation of DNA-templated transcription. Gene Ontology annotation, cellular component: histone acetyltransferase complex; nuclear protein-containing complex. The record is from RefSeq and is a predicted model, not a curated record. Lineage: Eukaryota; Metazoa; Chordata; Actinopteri; Salmoniformes; Salmonidae. Bases 406 to 2229 code for a protein of 607 amino acids. Gene Ontology annotation, molecular function: transcription coactivator activity; protein binding.